This is a messenger RNA of Aspergillus mulundensis, 1434 nucleotides long. RefSeq names its product Acyltransferase easC. The transcript has a single exon. The record is from RefSeq and is a predicted model, not a curated record. Lineage: Eukaryota; Fungi; Ascomycota; Eurotiomycetes; Eurotiales; Aspergillaceae. Gene Ontology annotation, molecular function: acyltransferase activity, transferring groups other than amino-acyl groups. Bases 1 to 1434 code for a protein of 477 amino acids.
AUGGAAGAAACAAAAAUCAAGCUCAGCGUGCCUCUAAGCGAGGACGUGAUCAAGCUCUCAGCGCUCGACCAGCAAAUCAUGCGCUUUUACCCCAAGACACUCUUGAUUUUCGAGCAAGACACUUCAAAGGACACGAGCGACAUUGUGCACCACCUAAAGUCAGGUCUCGCGGUAGCCUUGAGCGAAUACCCCGAUUUCGCGACCACAGUUGCCCCCAUUCCGGGCUCUCAGCGAAAGGACCUAGAGCUGCGCAUCUCGCAUGAUUCCGGCGUUCCGUUUAAAGUCGUGGAUCAGACAAAGCAAGAUGAUUGGAUUUAUGGGAGCUACUCCAAUCUGGCUGCUAAGCACUUUCCUGUCUCUGACAUCCCUCACGAUACCCUCUUCAUCCCGCAGCCAGCGCCAGGAGCAGACGGACUCCCCGCGACAUUCCUCCAGGUGAAUCUCAUCGAGGGAGGCGUCAUCAUCGCUAUCUCAUGGCACCACGCAGUAUGCGAUGCUAGAGGUAUGGGCAUCUUCACCGACGCCUGGGCCCGACACACCCAGACGUCUGUCACAAACGGCAAACUCGACCUCCCCGCAACACAAGCAGAGGGCACCCGCGACCGCUGGCGCCUCGACCACGGCCUCCGCGACGCAACAAUCGAGCAACUCCCCGAAUACACAAUCGACAGCUCCGCGCGCGACGACGGAAGCGGCUCCUUCCUCCUCGACCGCGAAAACCCCAUCACAGCCCCCUACGCCGUGAGCACCUGGUACCUCAGCGCAAACAGCCUAAAGUCCCUCCGCGAGGCCCUCGCGCAAACCGAGUCAAAGACCCAAUUCACAAAGGUCGAGGCCGUCUCCGCCCUCGUCUGGAAACACCUCAGCAUCGCGCGCCAGCUGGACCAGGUCUACCCCGACGGCACCUCCCUCUUCACGACGCGCUUGGACUUCCGCGCGCGCACAAAGCCCCCCUUCCCAGAUACAUUCGUCGGCAACAUCAACGAGCCGACCGCGCGCGUGCGCAUGCCCAUCGCCGAGAUCUGCAGCGCCCCAACACCAGGCUCUCUAACAACCCUCGCGGAAGCCGUCCGCGCCGCAACCGAAAACACAACUGAGCAAAGCCUCCGCACGCUAAUCGGCCUCGUGAACGACGCGCCCGCCGUCACAGACGUCGCGUGGAACUACAACUACUUCCCCGGCCCUGACCUCGGCGUCACGGAUAUCUCGAACAUCGAGGCUAUGAAGCAGAGUUGGGGUAGCGGGUUGGGGUCACCAAAGUGCAUUCGGUCGUAUUCAAGGGAGACGGGGCUGCUUUAUCUCUUGCCGCUGGAUCAGGAGGGGGGUUUUGAGAUCCAGGUUCAGUGUGAGAGGGAGGCAUUGGAGCGGUUGCGGGGCGAUGAAGGGUUUGGGAGGUAUUGUGAGUAUAGGAGGGUUUCUGUUUAUAAUGGAUAG